Messenger RNA from Lytechinus pictus (painted urchin), 2454 nucleotides. RefSeq lists its product as uncharacterized. Lineage: Eukaryota; Metazoa; Echinodermata; Echinoidea; Temnopleuroida; Toxopneustidae. The record is from RefSeq and is a predicted model, not a curated record. Bases 1 to 2454 code for a protein of 817 amino acids. Gene Ontology annotation, molecular function: nucleic acid binding. Gene Ontology annotation, biological process: DNA integration. The transcript has a single exon.
AUGGAGAAAAUGAGAUUGGAGUACCAGUUGAAGUUGAAAGAAAUGGAGUUAGCUCAUGCAAAUACUAACUCUGUAAAAGAUAAAUCUCCCCAAGGUUUUGAUGUGGCGAAAAACAUUCGCCUUGUGCCAAAAUUUGAUGAAGAGGGAGUUGAUACAUAUUUUGUGUCAUUUGAAAAAGUGGCCAAGAGACUGAAUUGGCCCGAGGAAUACCGGACUCUUCUCCUCCAAAGUGUUUUUGUUGGAAAGGCUGCAAAAGUAUAUUCUUCGCUCUCUGAAAUGCAAUCAUGUGACUAUGCUACAGUGAAAGAAACAAUUCUCAAUGCAUAUGAGUUUGUACCAGAAGCGUACAGAAAUAAAUUUAGGAACAUGCAAAGACAAUCAGGCCAGACUUAUGUUGAAUUUGCUAGGGAACAAGAAAUGAUGUUCGAUAAGUGGUAUAGAUCACUGAAAGUUGACAAAGAUUUUGUUCACCUUAGGGAAGUUGUCCUCCUAGAAGAAUUCAAAAAGAGUGUUCCUUUUGGCAUUAAAUCUCACUUAGAUGACCACAGAGUUACUGAAGUCAGUAAAGCAGCCAUAGUAGCUGAUGAAUUUGAGGUCACACAUAAAGGUAGUAGAGAUAGGCCUCCUUUGACGAAUUAUUGGAAAAAGAAAGGUAAAGGGUCAUUUGAAUCCCACAAUAAACCUAGUGAGGGAAAAUAUGCUAGCACGGACAAAGACACUAACAAGAAUCAGGCUAGUGGGGGCACAGAAUCAACCAAAAGGUUUGAGAGUCGUAGUUCCAAAAUUUGUACUCAUUGUCAUAAAUCGGGACAUUUGAAAGAAUCAUGUUGGAAAUUGGUUGGAAUGCCAACCAAAGUUAAGAAAGACAUGGGUUUUGUCAAGCAAACAAGUGUUCCCUCGAUGGAGUUUGUCCCAUCUGAGCCCAAUCGAGAUGUUGAGAGUGUUUCUCUGGUAUUUGCUGAUAAAGUCAAGCAGGUUGAUGAAACCUUUAGAAGCUUUUUGUAUGAUGGUGAGGUAUCCCCUUGUUCGACUGGUGCUGCUGGUAGGUCAGUGGUGAUCCUUAGGGAUACAGGGGCCGCACAGUCCCUGAUGGUGCCAGGGGAUUCGGCUCUUCCUCCGGAGAGUUCAGAGAAUGCCAAAGUCUUAAUUCAAGGUAUUGGCCCAAAUUUUAUGUCGGUUCCUUUGCAUAAGGUCGACUUAAGGUGUGACGUAGUUAAUGGUCCUGUGACUGUUGGUGUCGUUCCAGAAUUACCCAUGGAAGGUGUUGAUUUCUUGUUAGGUAACGACUUGGCUGGAGAUAGAGUUGUUGCAUCUCCAGUGGUUUCGGAGAAGCCCGUUGAGGUAGCUGAAACUGAAUUGUUGCAGGAAGAUUUUCCAGGGAUUUUCCCGGAUUGUGUUGUUACUAGGUCUCAGACUCGUAGAGCUGAAAAGGAUGAUGCGGAAUCUGCUGAUGUAGAGGAGAGUACUGAUGUCUGGUUAGCUGAAACCUUUUUCAAGGAUUUGAAUGGGGAUAGUGUUGAAGGCUCUGUUGCUAACAAUGAUAGUUUGUUUAGUAAAUCCUCCCUUGUACAGGCACAACAGGCAGACCCAGAAUUAAAAAGCUUGUCACAGAAAGCAUGUUCUGAGGCUGAGGCUGAUAAGGUUCCUGGGUGCUUUUAUGUCAAAGAUGACAUUUUGAUGAGGAAGUGGAGACCUCCCCGGAGACCAGCUGAUGAAGAUUGGUUUAUAAUUCACCAGGUAGUAGUUCCUCCCUGUUACCGCACAUAUAUUCUGAAAAUGGCUCAUGAUUUACCUAUGGCAGGUCAUGUCGGUAUUCGGAAGACAGAAGAUAGAAUUAUGAGGCAUUUCUAUUGGCCUAAGAUGCACAAAGAUGUUGUGCAUUUUUAUAAGACAUGUCACACAUGUCAGAUUAUUGGCAAGGCACAGCCUUCUAUCAAGCCUGCUCCAUUGAUACCCAUUCCUGCAUUUGAUGAACCUUUUACUAGGGUUCUUGUUGAUUGUGUUGGACCGUUACCCAGAAUGAGGUCGGGUCACAGAUUUCUCCUGACGAUUAUGGACUUGUCUACACGUUUUCCAGAGGCGAUACCUUUGAGAAGUAUCACUGCAAAGGCAGUGGUACAAGCGUUACUGCAGUUUUUCACUCGGUAUGGUCUGCCUAAGGAAAUUCAGUCUGAUCAAGGGUCAAAUUUCAUGUCAGGAAUAUUUCAGCAAGUUAUGAAGGAGUUGGGAAUAAAGCAGAUCAAGUCCUCUGCUUGUCACCCACAGUCCCAAAGAGCGUUAGAACGCUAUCAUCAGACCUUGAAGACUAUGAUUAGGGCUUAUUGUGAAGACUAUCCCGAUGACUGGGAUAAAGGGAUCUCAUUCCUACUGUUUGCAACUAGGGAUUCCCCUAAUGAGUCCACGGGUUUCAGUCCAUUUGAAUUGGUCUAUGGUCAUGAGGUUAGGGGUCCCUAA